UGACGUUACGGGUAAACAGGGCCGGUAGCCGUGGCAGCGGCUGAGGCCGGCGGGCGAGGCACCGACUGCCGCUGACCCGGGAGAGAAGCGGCCUGCCGGAAUCAGCCCGGGCGGUAGCGCGCCGCCGCUACGGGGUUGGCAGCUAUGGCCAAGGACAUCCUGGGUGAAGCAGGGCUGCAUUUUGAUGAGCUGAACAAGCUGCGCGUGUUGGACCCUGAGGUUCCCCAGCAGACCACAGAGCUCAAGGAAGAGUGCAAGGAUUUUGUGGACAAAAUUGGCCAGUUUCAGAAAAUAGUUGGUGGUUUAAUUGAGCUUGUUGACCAACUUGCAAAAGAAGCAGAAAAUGAGAAGAUGAAGGCCAUUGGUGCUCGGAACUUGCUCAAAUCUAUAGCAAAACAGAGAGAAGCCCAACAGCAGCAACUCCAAGCACUAAUAGCAGAAAAGAAGAUGCAGCUUGAAAGGUAUCGGGUUGAAUAUGAAGCUUUGUGUAAAGUAGAAGCAGAACAAAAUGAAUUUAUUGACCAAUUUAUUUUUCAGAAAUGAACUGAAAAUUUCAUUUUAUAGAAGGGCAAAAAAAAUAAGACCCCAAAAAACCUCUGUACUGUUCCUGUGACUUGUCUAAUGGCCCACGUAUAUCCUGAGAGAUGGUGUGUAACGAACGCAGCAUCUCUGAAGGCAGGAAACAAAUCUGGGGAGCUUGUUGCAGAUGUCCGUGCGCAGCUGCUGGUGAACACCUGUGGCCACGGGGGUCCAGGCUCUCAGCUCUUGGCAUUCUUAGCCUGAACGGAGC
Messenger RNA from Zalophus californianus (California sea lion), 790 nucleotides. RefSeq names its product intraflagellar transport protein 20 homolog. Bases 145 to 543 code for a protein of 132 amino acids. Gene Ontology annotation, biological process: protein localization to cilium; centrosome localization; intraciliary transport. The transcript has a single exon. Gene Ontology annotation, cellular component: cilium; Golgi apparatus; centrosome. NCBI's taxonomy places the organism in Eukaryota, Metazoa, Chordata, Mammalia, Carnivora, Otariidae. The record is from RefSeq and is a predicted model, not a curated record.